GGUAGUCGUCUCCCACUGAUCACAGUCGACCAGCUGACCGCGUCGUAGUCGCACUCGCGCCUCGAUUGUGCUCGCUAAACGUCGCGACGACGAGUCAAUUUUACUGCGCGCGAGAUAAGUGAACGUUGAACAUGGCCGGUGAGGUUAUGCCAACGCUGACUCGUACAAGUGAAUGAUAUUGUUAAUAAGCAGUGAAGUGCCCGAUAACGGUGCAUCAGCACCUAGAUAAUACAGUCGCAGGGAUGCGCUGAAGACAUUCGUAGAUAGUACCAGUUAUAGCGAAAGUACAGCCAAAAUAUGACCAAGUAUUGGCUAAAUACGGCCUUGAUGAGGAUAGUCUAUCCUUCGCUACUUAUUGCAUGUACAAUAUGGAGGCCAGUAGGUUUGUCGCUAGUGUACCUGACUUUGGCAUUACUAUCGCCGAUGAUCCCAGUGCCGACGACCACUUCCAUGAAAAGUCACACUGGUCGAUUUCUCAAGACCUGCGUAGCUCUCAGUUUAAUCGUCGCUGUUGCUCAGAUAGCAUUCCACGUUGUCCUCUUGGCUCUGUCUCCUUCUGGGGAAAUUUUAGAAUACUGCAAAUUUCCAGAGACACUACUCAGGCAUAUAGGGUUCGUCAGGUUAGAUGGGGCCUCGGUGUGGGAGGUGUUUUUCUGGCUGACCCCGGAAAUCCUCGUAUUUCCCUCGAGCGUUGCCGUCUACGUAUUGUGUCGUAAGCUAGUGAGCCCUCAGCCCAGAGAAGACGAGGACAACGCUUCGCUACAGCGCCAACAGAAGAGUUCAAAAGAGCGAUCGUCUAAGAUAAUCAACUUUCUCGGCGGUAUUGGCACGUAUGCGGUGUUAGCUGCACUAUGCUGCGCCGCGUCGUUGAAACCCUCAGUCGAGGGCGCAUUUUACUUUCUUGUGUUCAUUGGCUCGGCGACCUGGUGGGCCUGCCAUCGAGAACUGGGCCGAGGGUUUGCCUUUCUCUGUCGGAUGGUGAUGGCUGUGGUCGCGCUGCACAUUACGCUACUUCUCUUCUAUCAAAACCAGUGGCCUCAGGACAAGCUUCCAGCCAACGAGACGUGGGCGAGGUACUUCGGUUUCGUGGCAGUUUAUCAGACCCACUGCGACGACAGUGGCACCGUUGAUCCGAGGGACGUUCACUACGUUAAUACUGCCGACUGGUCCACUUACGCCUACUCGUUGCGCCUAUUUCUGCUGUACUUUUUACUGGCUUUGCAGUCCAAGUUUUUGUUUAAGAAGCCGGCUAAUCAAAGAGCACGUCUAAGCGGAAGAUUGGAAAAUUUGGAUACACCACUGUCGCGCCACGUAUCCAUACGAAAAAGGACGCCCUCACAGCGUUGGCAAUCAGCGCGUAGAAAGGCUCGACUAAUGAGAUUUGGAUCUGGACGAACCGGACUGUUGCAAGAUUCGACUGGCAGUGUGAUCGUUCAAGAUGGGCAGCAAGAGGACAGUAUUCAAUUGCAAUCACUUAGCGAAGGUGUUACAGAGGAUCAACCUGGUAUUAUGGAGCAUAUAGUCAUGGCAGUAUUCUCAAUUUUUCAACUUGUCGUCAAUUCAUCUUAUUUGGCUACAAAUAUCAUUAUGAUGACUUGGAGCAUAAUGUAUCAUAGCUGGACAACUUUUGCUCUUCUACUGUGGGCGUUAAUUUUAUGGAUGGUACCAAAUAAACGAUCGUCAAUGAUGAAGUGUUCUCCUUUCAUCGUUUUAUAUUGCACAAUUUUGGUUCUCAUUCAGUAUGUCUACAGUAUGGAUCUGACCGAAGCUGAAUUGCCAACAAAAAUUUAUGGGAUCGAGAUGUCUGAUAUAGGCUUUCUGAAACAAGACAAACUUAGCUGCUGGCAUCUUGUAGUCAAGUGCCUGUUCAUGACGAUGUUCUGGAUAACAAUGAGACAAUACACAGCGGAGAAAAUGAGACAACGACGCUCGUCGGCACUACGAGACAUGGUAGCGCCUCUUCAUGUGUCAGUGUCGACCGCGACAACGGCUAUGAAUAACCAAAUCGAGCCCGAGAUCAAGAGUAAAUUCAUGAAGGACGUCGGUGUUGUUGUAAAAAGGCUAUUGACUAGAUUCUGGAUUGCCAUCGUGGCUAUAAUGCUGUUUACUAGCGGCAUUACCGGCGAACGCAUGACCCUUUUCCGUAUCAUCUACAUGUCUCUAUUUUUAAUUUUCAUUGUCUCAUUCCAGCUAUCUUGGAAAGUGUGGAGGAAAAUGAUGUAUGGCUUUUGGAUCACCGUUAUUGCAUACUCAGUUAUAAUGUUGAUUUUAGUUUACACUUUUCAAUUUCCGACAAUCAGCCGCUACUGGCAGGACUAUCUUUAUGUAACUCCCGAACUACAAAGUGACAUUGGCCUAAUUAAAUAUGAGCAAAAUAACUUGUUCGUCGGGCUUCUCCCGCCUACAUUUUUUGUAAUAAUUACUGUUCUACAAAUACAUUACUUCCACGACGAUUUCCUUGAAAUAACAAACAUCGACAGGGUGUCAGAAACUUCGAGAAAAGAUAGUUUGGGUCACUCUCCAAGUACUGCUCCCAUAGUCUCGCCGACUGAAAUUUUUGCAUCUGAGCGUGACGAAGAACAUCACAUAUUUACUCUCAAAGAGUUGAAACGCAUGUCAAAACUGGAAAGGAUUGCGCUGAUACGGAAAUUAUCCACUCAUCUAUAUAAUUUUUAUAAUCAUGUAUGGCUCUUCAUGGAAGUACAUAUGCAAAAGAUUAUUUUUAUUUCUAUCGCUCUCAUGUGCAUCGGCGACGUGUGCGCCAUCAAUUUUUUCUUUAUGUUGACCGUAGCAGUAGGUAUUAACUUCAGGCGUUCAUUGCAAAUCGUAGUUAUAAAUUUCAUGGCCAUGACAAUAGCUGUUUUAAUGGUCAUAAAAAUGCUUUAUCAAAUUGAAUAUAUUCACCACCAUAGAUACGACACGAAUUGCACGGAUACGAAUGGCACGUCAAACAGCACCUGGAAAGGUAACAAUACAGCAGCGUGGAUUGGAUUUAGCAAGACUGCAAAUGCAACCGAAAACGACAGUGUUGAACCGACAUUACCGAAGCUUCUGGAAGGCUACAUCGGUAUUAUAACGGUGACGACCCUACGAGCAAUAAUCGCAGUCCGUCAAUCGUUCCAUCGGCAAGAGAAUGGGGAACCGUUGGAGACGCCAUCGGUCAUGUUUCCGAAAAUCAAGCGUGCCGAUGCCGACAAAGGAAUCGUAUCAUGUAUCAAAUUCUUAUUCAAUUACGGUUUCUACAAGUUUGGUUUGGAAUUCUGUUUGAUGGGCACUGUCGCGCUUAUUGGUAUCCGAUUGGACUUCUAUUCCCUAUUAUAUAGCAUAUGGCUGAUGAUAUUGUUCUCGAUGAACCGUAAAACUGUAGCGAAAGUCUGGCCGUUUCUGAAAGUGUUUGCAGUCGUGCUGCUUCCGUUGCAAUAUGCUUUUGCCGUUGGCCUGCCUCCCUGGCUAUGCAUUGGAUAUCCCUGGAGUGAAACAUCUGAUCAACCUAACAAAUCUCUGAUAGGAUUACGAGACUGGAUGUUUUUGCCAGGCACAACUUUCGACACUCAACCCAACGUAAAAAAGCUGAUAUGUGAUGUCAUUCUACUGAUCAUGAUUGUUCGACAAAGCUUAGUUUUUCGAAUCGAGCAGCGCAGCGAUACAACUGGACAAGAAUACGCAGGUGGCCACAAUUAUUCGGUGUGCAAGGACAUGGAAAAGCCGAAUUUCAUUAAUCCCGUCAGAGACUACGUUUCGCAAAUUCACAAUUGGUUGGACGUGUUCAAGCGCGGUAGCAUGAUGAGUCUCAUGUGGCUAACAUUGUCCAUCAUGUUUUUGGCUGGCACAAAAAGAAACAAUUUGUUCUCUCUGGGCUAUCUGAUUGGCGCUUUUGUAUUUUUAUGGCAAGGUAGCGAUUUCUACUUGAGGCCCGUCAAAACUAUUCUUAAAUGGUGGAAUAUACUGAUUGGCUACAAUAUUUUCGUGAUAUUUUGCAAGACGAUAUUCCAAGGCAUCGGAUGUGUAUUAAUUGAAAAGCUGGUAGACCAUUGUAGAAUCAUUCAGUUAUUGGGCAUAGGAUGUCUUGACAAGUUUGAAUCACAGUUUACAUCUGGCGAGAAAUGUCAUGUAGACCGCGAGGACGUGGGCAUGGUCUGGGAUGGGUUGUGCUUUGGCUUUUUACUCAUUCAGAAGCGUUUGUUCCGCAGUUAUUACUUCUUCCACAUAGUAGACGAGACAAAGGCCAUGAGUAUUUUGGCCUCUCGAGGUGCUGAGCUAUUGGAAGAGUUUCAUCAGAAGCGAAUCGCCGAACAGGAAGAAAUUGAGAGAGCAGGUCUGCAGAAAAUAAAAUUUAAAAUGGACAAAAUCAAGGCCAAUCAGCGCAAGAUCCAAGGACAGGGUUACAAAGAGCCUAAAACUCAUCACAUCGGUGAAGCACCGUUGGCUCGGACUUCGAGCAUGUCGUCAUGCAUUUCGUCGACUCGCACUCCGCCGCAAGGCUAUCAAACGCCGAUCGACGACGAUGACGACGACGGCGACGGCGGCGGUGCCAGGGGCGAAGAUGACGCGCUACCUCUGACUCCGGCGGCUUCGUUGCUGCAAGCGCCGUCGCCCAACUCGGCGAUAAUGACGGUGGGCCUCGAGGGCUACCUCGAGCCAGCGCGCAUAUCUUUUGGCUCUCCGCCGAGCAGCGAGCUCAACCCUCGCGGGCCUUCGCCCGACGACACCUUCCCGGUGUUCUCGCCUCCGCCUCGCGACACUUAUCGACAGAACGAAGACGUCCGCAGGAGGCACAGGAGGCAGUCAAGUGUAGCCGACAGUUCAUGGGCCACCCACGCGCCUAGAACCUCACGCCGAUCCAUCAUCUCCACGACUUCGAGAUCUCAUCACACAUCUAUACGAUCGGGAGAUUACUACAUGUUUGAUGAUAUGGAUGAUGAUGACUUGACCGACUUGUUCCCCGAAAAAGAUAUAUCUGAAGAAGAAAAUCGACGACGUGAACGUGAACAACGUACUCGUCGUAUGACUGUUUCAGAGCUGAUGAACACGCUGAUUAAAACCGACAUUGAAAUAGCAACGCAUGUCGCGUUGUACGGAGGAACACAUAAGGACGCCCUGAAAAUGCGACGUAGGAGUGUGCCGCUGACCCGCAAGAAAUCAUCCAUGUCCUAUCUGAGUGCUCGUUCCGAUACCGACACUGCCGCGGCUACCGAUCUUCCUGAACAAGUAACUACAAGUUCUGGCGAUGAAGAUCCAACGGAACGUGAAAUUGAUGGCGAAUUGGAUAAAACUUCAGAAAAGGAUAGUGUAGGAUCUAAAAUGAAGGAUGCAAAAGAUACAAAAAUAUCUUUGCUUACUUAUUUCAAAUUCUCGUGGGCUUUCAUUAAUAGUACUAUGGUAUCUCUGACAAAAUAUUUGAAUCGGUACUCCAAUGAUUAUCGCUACGUAAGAAAAGUAUUGGCCAAAGAGAAAAGGCUACUAAAGGCCAAGCCAGAUUUUCGUAUGGGCACUCGCCUUGGCAUAAGUCAAAUAUGGCAACCAUUACCCAUAGUCAAACAGAGAUUGACAGCUAACGGGAAUUCAGAUGACGUCAUUGAAGAUCCAGGUGAAGGGCCGAGCAAUAGAGAUGACAAUAGCGGGAAAAGUUCGCUGUUUUCUCACACUUUACGUCCACGCAGCGAAAACGAGGAUGAGGAACUUCUGUCCGAGAUAAAUCAGCCGCCAAUCAUUCAAUUGGCUGCUUCUAUCUGGUUUGGCAUCCUCGCUCAUUCAAUGUUCUUAUGCUACUUUAUGGUAUUUUUGCAUCAAAUAAAGAAUGCAUCAUUUUUGUCAACGCCUUUACCGCUCAUGGUUUUCUUGUGGGGCUCGUUAACCAUUCCGAGACCAUCAAAGACUUUUUGGGUGACAAUUAUUGCUUACGUAGAGAUCAUUGUCAUAAUCAAGUGCAUGUGUCAAUCCAAUGUUUUGCCCUGGAAUGAUAAAGAAUUGACGUCCAAUCCAUUUGAAGUACCUAGAAUUCUUGGCGUAGAGAAAAAGAUAAAUUAUGCUUUAUGGGAUUUACUGCUCCUUCUCGUUGUAUUUUUCCAUCGAUUCAUGUUAAAGUCUUUGGGUCAAUGGACAAGUCCAUCAUUGAAAUCUCGAAAAGUUAUUUCAACGGGACUCACGUUAGCAACGAUCCAUCAGCAACCAAAUAGAACUGACGAGGAUAAAGUUGCCCAAAAACCUGCCACGACAGAGGCAGAAAAAACUAACGCGACAGCAAACGAAAUAACAACUCCGGAAGGUAAAACAUUGAGUUUGCAAUUACACGAUGGUACUGACAACGAGAACAAUUCGCCACUGCCGCCUAUUGGAGAUAACGAACAGUUGAUUGUAAUUCAGGCAACCGAACGAAAUCUUAUAGAAGAAGACUUUCAGAAAGCAAUGCGUUUAACGAUUAUGAAAUAUUUCGAGCCUUUGAAAAUAUUGUUCAAUAAUAUAUUGGAUCCGUCCGGCAAAGAAAAAACGAAUGUUUACGCCUACAUGUUCUUAUGUGAUUUCUUCAACUUUAUACUGCUCAUCUUUGGAUUUUCAGCCUUCGGUGCUCAACAAGGAGACGGAGGUGUAGCACAGUAUUUUGCAGAAAAUAGGGUUCCAAUGCCUUUUUUACUUAUGUUACUGUUGCAAUUUGCUCUCAUUGUAAUAGAUCGAGCUCUAUUUUUGAAAAAAUCUCUUAAAGGAAAAUUAGUUUUCCAAUAUUUCUUGGUAGUCGGCGUUCACGUUUGGAUGUUUAUUAUAUUGCCUAGUGCGACUGAAAGAGCAUUUAACACGAAAGUCAUACCUCAAAUUUGGUACAUGGUAAAGUGUUUCUACUUGUUGCUGGCAGCUUAUCAACUUCGACUUGGAUAUCCUACGCGAAUUCUCGGAAACUUUUUGUGUAAAAAAUACACCAUUGUAAAUUAUACUCUUUUUAAAGGAUUCAUGGUUGUUCCCUUAUUAUUUGAAAUGAGAGCUGUAAUGGAUUGGAUUUGGACAGACACGUCAAUGACUUUGAUGGAUUGGUUCAAAAUGGAAGAUAUUUUCGCAAAUAUUUAUCAAAUCAAAUGUAUGCGCGGACUAGAGAGUGAUUACCCUCAAGAACGAGGUGUAAAGAAAGCGCAAAUAAGCAAAUACAUGGUCGGAGGUGGUGCUCUCAUUGUGAUGAUUGGAAUGAUUUGGUUCCCUCUACUUUUGUUUGCUCUUGGUAGUACAGUUGGAACUUCCAAUCUGCCUACCGAAGUCACACUUAACAUCAGAAUAGGCUCGUAUGAGCCAAUUUAUACUAUAGCUGCCCAGAACAGUUCGAUAGUACGAUUUAACGAGAGAAAUUUUAACAAACUACGCGAAUUGUACGAAAUGACUCACCGCGACAGGCCGGCCGUCACUUUCUUGGAGAAUUACAUAAAUACAGAUGUUGUAGUCGUUCGGCUAAGUCCGCAAUCUGGAAAAUUGUGGACCAUUUCGCCGCCAGACAAAGCUAGACUUAAAGAAGAGCUGCUGGCGAACGAUACAGUGGUAACUGUUUAUGUAGAGUGGACAGUCGAAAGAAAGCCAGCCUCCAAAGAUCUCUCUGGCAUAACUUCGAAAGUGCAUGACUUCGCACUGCAACCAUUCGUCAACGGAGUGAAAAAUCCAGUCAGACAGGCUAUCGUCGAUGCACUGAACGGUGUUGGCUUUGCGCCAUCUCCGAGUAUCACGAUCGUAGCUACAGAAUCUGACAAUUCGACCGAGGUUUCACUCUCAAACAAAACCACCACUAAACCCCUGGCAAACAACACCUCGGGUGUUUUGUUGAGCAAUGCACUGCCUUUGUUUCUCAAAGUAACGAGCAAUAGUGUUUCCGUGGUGCCACAAUUGAUGAAACCCUUGCUCAAGAGUAAAAUCGACAUCGAUGAUGAAGAUGACGAGUCAAAAAGUUAUCUGUAUCGAGAUAUCAGCCUGGUUGUCGCAAAUAAUUCGAUAAAUCAACAGUGGUUCACUAUUCAUGAGAAUUGCAAUGACAGUGUGGCCGAUACACUUGUAGUGCCACUAAUGGAUUGUUCAUUCAUAUCGAUGUAUAUGUUUAAUGAUAAAAUGUUUCCGGAAAGUCUCAGUUUUAUUAGUGGCUUAGGUAUAUUUGGUCUCUACACUACUGCUGUCAUACUCUUUAGCAGUUUUAUCAAGAAAAUGGUCAGUGACAUGGCUCCAAAGAUUAUGUUUGAAGAUUUGCCUUACGUCGAUAGAAUUCUAAGGCUUUGCUUGGACAUUUACCUUGUCCGUGAAAGCGGAGAUUUAUGCCUCGAAGAAGACCUAUUUGCUAAACUUGUUUUCCUCUACAGAUCACCAGAAACAUUAAUAAGGUGGACGAGGCCACCUGAACCUGGCGAGCAAACCGAUGGCGAGGACGACGAUCAAAACUACAACGAGAUCGAUGAUGAUGGCUUGGCAGAUAGAGAUGACGGCCAGGAAAGUCAAUUAAGGAGAUUGCCAGUUGGAAGACAUGUCGAAUGAACUUCUUUCUUCAAUG
This is a messenger RNA of Phymastichus coffea, 8506 nucleotides long. It is a transcript of the gene Piezo, whose product is annotated as piezo-type mechanosensitive ion channel component. The transcript has 38 exons. The record is from RefSeq and is a predicted model, not a curated record. Lineage: Eukaryota; Metazoa; Arthropoda; Insecta; Hymenoptera; Eulophidae. Bases 298 to 8490 code for a protein of 2730 amino acids.